Pleuronectes platessa (European plaice) is the source of this 6754-nucleotide messenger RNA. RefSeq names its product mitogen-activated protein kinase kinase kinase kinase 3a (gene map4k3a). The transcript has 35 exons. NCBI's taxonomy places the organism in Eukaryota, Metazoa, Chordata, Actinopteri, Pleuronectiformes, Pleuronectidae. The coding region runs from base 127 to 3096 and encodes 989 amino acids. Gene Ontology annotation, biological process: protein phosphorylation. Gene Ontology annotation, molecular function: MAP kinase kinase kinase kinase activity; ATP binding. The record is from RefSeq and is a predicted model, not a curated record.
AGCCACAGUGGAGUCGGGCUGGGAUCCUCUGACGUCGCGUAUGUUUCUCCGCUCGGAUCCGCUUCUCCUUCGUCGUCGGGCUUCGUCCAACGCGCGCGAUCGGCGCCGCAGUCUCCAGAGGACACGAUGAACUCCAGCGGGGACCUGUCGAGGCGGAACCCGCAGGAGGACUUCGAGCUGAUCCAGCGGAUCGGAAGCGGCACAUACGGAGAUGUGUACAAGGCUCGCAAUGUAAACACAGGGGAGCUGGCUGCUAUCAAAGUCAUCAAACUGGAACCGGGUGAGGACUUUGCUGUCGUCCAGCAGGAGAUUAUAAUGAUGAAAGACUGUAAACACUCCAACAUCGUUGCCUAUUUUGGAAGUUAUCUCCGGAGAGACAAGUUAUGGAUCAGUAUGGAGUACUGUGGAGGAGGUUCUCUACAGGACAUCUAUCACGUCACUGGGCCUCUGUCCGAGUCACAGAUCGCCUACAUGUCACGUGAGACCCUGCAGGGUUUGUACUAUCUACACAACAAAGGCAAAAUGCACAGAGACAUCAAGGGAGCCAACAUCCUGCUGACAGACAACGGCUACGUGAAACUAGCUGACUUCGGUGUAUCGGCCCAGAUCACAGCAACCCUCGCCAAGAGGAAGUCAUUCAUUGGAACUCCUUAUUGGAUGGCUCCAGAGGUCGCAGCAGUGGAGAGGAAAGGAGGCUACAACCAGCUCUGUGAUAUCUGGGCUGUGGGCAUCACUGCUAUCGAGUUGGCCGAACUACAGCCGCCCAUGUUCGACCUGCACCCCAUGAGGGCUUUGUUCCUAAUGACCAAGAGCAACUUCCAGCCUCCCAAGUUGAAAGAUAAACUCAAGUGGACAAAUAUCUUCCACCAUUUUGUCAAACUUGCUCUGACCAAGAACCCAAAGAAGAGGCCGACAGCUGAGAAGCUGCUGCAGCACCCUUUUGUGUCCCAGCCGCUCAGCAGGACGCUGGCCAUCGAGCUGCUGGACAAAUCCAACAACCCCGACCACAGCACCUUCAACGACUUCGACGACGACGACCCCGAGCCCGAGUCCCCGGUCUCUGUUCCUCAUCGUAUUCGUUCCACCAGCAGGAGCACAAGGGAGGGGAAGACGUUGUCUGAGAUUAACUUCGGUCAGGUGAAGUUUGAUCCUCCGUUGAGAAAAGAGACGGAGCCGCACCACGAGCCGUGUGAUUCUGAGCCCUAUCUGGACUGUGUUGAGGAGCUCUACUAUACCGCGAGAUCUAAUCUGGACUUGCAGCUGGACUAUGGGCAUGAUUCACCGAGUCUACUGGGAGGAAACAAGAGUCUCCUCAAAUCGGUGGAGGAAGAGCUCAAGCAGAGGGGCCAUGUGGCACACUUAGGGGAUGAUGAGGAUGAGGAUGAUGAUGGUGCAGAUGAUGAUGAAACUCACACUCAUAAAUCGAGCACCAUCAUGAGGCCAAAGGUCCCCCCCCCACUGCCGCCCAAGCCCAAGUCCCUGCAGCAGCAGCAACUCAAACAAGACGACAGCCAAUCACACAGUGAGGAUGACAGCGGAGGGGGCGGGACCAUCAAACGCUGCCCCGUCCCGCCCACGGCGAGUCCGGCCAAGCCCGCCUCCAACGUCCCGCCGCGGCCCCCGCCCCCGAAGCUGCCGCCCCACCGCCGCAGCAGCCUAGGUAACGAGAGUCCAAAGCGCACGGACGGCGAAAGCUCCGCCCCCGACGAUGACGGGAGCUUUAGGCAUUUCUGGGAGUGGCUCCACACGCCUCACACAGAUGAGGAGAUGGAGGAGGCGUGGGAGGUGCUGAAGGAAGUGAAAGAGGAGGAGGAGAAAAAGGAGGAGAAGGAAGCGAGUAACGGGCUGAACUCUCCACACAACGGAGAGAAGGACAGUCCGGCAGAGAGACAGUCCACCAUGCCCCCUAGUGUCCCCGUGCGGAAAGACAAGAAGGAUGUGGCGACGCCGAUCAGCAACGGUCUCCCACCGACACCUAAAGUCCAUAUGGGCGCGUGUUUCUCCAAAGUGUUCAACGGCUGUCCUCUGAAAAUCCACUGUGCCACUUCAUGGAUCAACCCAGACACCAGAGACCAGUAUUUGAUAUUUGGAGCUGAGGAGGGGAUCUACACAUUAAACCUUAACGAGCUGCAUGAGACCACGAUGGCGCAGCUCUUCCCACGAAGGUGUACCUGGUUAUACGUCAUGAACAAUUGUCUUCUCUCCAUAUCUGGGAAAGCGUCCCAGCUGUACUCUCACACGCUGAGCGGUCUGUUCGAACAGGCCCGGCAGCUACAGAAGUUACCAGUAGCCAUUCCCACUCACCGGCUGCCUGAUAAGAUGAUUCCCAGGAAGUUUUCUGUGUCCAAUAAGAUUCCAGACACUAAAGGCUGCCAGAAGUGCUGCGUAGUGCGAAACCCGUACACAGGCCACAAGUAUCUGUGUGGAGCCUUCCAGUCCAGUGUCAUGCUGCUGGAGUGGGUGGAGUCCAUGCAGAAGUUCAUGCUCAUCAAGAACAUCGACUUCCCGCUGCCGUGUCCUCUGGAGGUGUUUGAGAUGCUGGUGGUCCCGGAGCAGACCUACCCUCUGAUCUGCGUGGCCGUCAGUAAAGGAACCGAGCUCAGCCAGGUGGUCCGGUUCGGCACGGUCAACCCCAACUGCACCUCGUCCUGGUUCACAGAAGAAGACACACCACAGACCUGUGUGAUCCACGUCACUCAGCUGGAGAGGGACACCAUCCUGGUCUGCCUCGACAGAUGUAUAAAGAUAGUGAACCUGCAGGGCCGCUUGAAAUCCAGCAGAAAGCUUUCAGCCGAGCUGACGUUCAACUUCCAGAUUGAAGCCACAGUUUGUCUCCAAGACAGUGUCCUGGCUUUCUGGAGGCAUGGCAUGCAGGGGCGGAGCUUCAAGACCAACGAGAUCACCCAGGAGAUCUCUGACAGCACACGCAUCUUCAGACUACUGGGAUCCGACAGACGCUCUGACUGUAGACAUCCAGAGGCCGGGGACAGAGGCAUCUCUCUGCCCAGGGUGGUGGUGCUGGAGAGCAGGCCCACUGACAACCCUACAGCCCACAGCAACCUCUACAUCCUGGCAGGCCAUGAGAACAGCUACUGAGACACACUCGCACACACAAACACAAUCUCUACACAGCGUACCACUGAUGCAACCGGGAGACACACACUCAGUCCGACGCUAUCCCAGUGGCCUCCACCUUCUCACUGGGCAGUGGAACUGGGAGACGAGCAGUUUGUGGGUGCACACGUGGAUUCCCACUCCGCAGUGUUUGUGUGUGUAUCAUGUUGUAGAAGGGCGGCGGGUUGUGGGCUGGUUUCUGACGGAGCGAGGGCUGAAGCAGCUGGUCUGAGGCCAGUCUGGGUCGCGAUGGCUGGGGGGGGGGGCGACUUCAGCCCAGAAUCCUGUUAGCAUCCCACCUCCCCCUGCACCGCACACUGGGAAACAGCGUCCAGCACAGAAGUUCAACACUACUUCUACUACUACUUCUACACACAUUAGUACUACUACUACUACUGCUACUCGCGCUACAGCUUCACAGAACAGCCAUCUUGCACAGAACACCUUCCCUUCUCCCCUUUGUCGUCUCCUUCUCCGUCUCCUCCUCCCUCGCUCCCUUCCUCCUUUUUUUUUAAACUACACCUUUAUUUAUUGUGGCAUGAUGUAACUUUAACAACCAGGAUGGCUUUCCUGUUUUAUUACAUUUUUUUUUAAAGGAUAAAAAAGAGAAAACGGACUAAAAAAGCUUCGCCACCUCUGCUAGAAUCAAAUUCCAGUUCCAUCACCACACCACACAAGUGCUUAAUUGACCUCUAUUUAAUUGUUGUAAAUAUAAAUGUAGUAUUUUUUGACAGAGACAAACACUAAAAAGACUAAGGUCGUGUAGAUAGGUGUGUGUGUAGUUGCUCUGUACGACGUGGAGACAAAUAGAGAGACAGAGAGACGUGGGGGUGUGACAGGGCAGUAAACUCACUUCCUGUUUCCCCGGUCACGUGAUGAGGUGCAGGACCCCCCCGCGCGCGGUCUCCUCAGGUGGAGCGUUAGUCGUCUGAUGUUCUUAUAACGAUCUGCAGCUCAGGAUUGGACUGAGCGAACAGGAAGCACUGCUGAUUGGUCCUUUUCAUCCUGCAUGCGUCACCAUCAGACUUCCUGCUUGUUCGCAGCACAGCGACUGAUUUCAGGUCAGCGGACGUUUGAGUUCUGUUCAUCUUCGUUUCUGUUUCCUGUCUCGACAUCAUCUUCUAUUUGUUUUUUAUUCUAUUUUAAUCAGAACGCCUCAUUUCUUCUCAUAAAUGUUUUUUUUUAUUUUUAUUGAACCACUGGUGUUAAGAUUUUGCACAGAGAAAAAAAAACGUAUUCGAUAAACAAAUGUGAUGUCAUUAUAUGACCUUGUUUGUAUGCACAGUGUGUGUGUGAGUGUGUAUAUGUGUGUGCAUCGACAUGUUAGUGCAUCGUGUACAGAUCUGGUCUUUAAGUGACAGUUUCUGCCUGAAGCUCUUUAACAAGCUGGAUUUACACAGAAAGAUAAAUGUUCAUAUUUAUACAGUAGAGCCGGUUUCAAUGAAACAUAAUAAAUAAAGUGAAUUAAAGCCCAACAGUCCGAUGAGGAAUCCACAUUUAAAUUCACCAAUUAUUUCCUGGAAAUUGAUAAAAACUGUAAAGAAUAUAACCGGCAAUAUUUAAUAUUUCUCUUUUUUUUGCUCCAUCCUUCCAAUAAGUUAAUGUGAGAACUUUUUGUAACAAACAGAAGUUCAGGUGUGGAAACAAACUCUUUGUCUCUGGUAAAAUCAUUUGAUAGAUUUCUCUGUAUUAAGAGCAGCAGAAAACCUCACACUGGAUCAAACGCAUGUAAAACCAGGAUAAUAACACUUUUUAUGAUAAAACCUGUUUGUGAGGUUUGAAGAUGAGAGGACAUUUUGAUUUCUGUGUAGAUCUUUGUUUGCAGCCUUCACAGCGGGGACGCUCUCUGAAGGAUGAGCAGCGUGGGGUCGUUCACUCACAUCUUCACAAGCUGGGACACGAGACCUCUCACCAGAUCAGAUGAGAAAACACUGAGAUCUCUCAGAGCUGUAACUGACUCCUGUGUGAGCUGCAGGUGGUGAACCAAUCACAUCAGUCAGGUUCUCCACACAAGCACAGCGUCACCACAUCAAUAUGACACUAAGCACUCCUGGUACAGUGAUACAGAUGUGAUGGUCCCUACUGGGUGAACUGGGAUGCCUCUGGUGGAUAGACACUUGAAACUGGGCUCAGACCCUGUGAACAGAAUCUGACUCCUGCCGACACACGGGCUUAGAAUCCUGCUUCCUGUGAAAUCUAGUGCUUUAACAUUUACACACAAACUAAAUCAAUGCUACACUAUGAAUCCUGUGGUAGACCGAGGAUGAGAACGAUGAUUACAUCAAGCUAAAGUUCAGGGGUCACUCCAGGCAUCACACCGGUGGCCCUGCACGCUGUUCCACUGGUCCACUUGCUGAGCAGAUCCUCUCACUGGAUUCCAGCUCCAGCUUCAUUCUGGGUUGUUUUAAAUCACCUGAGCACAAAUCUGGAUCAUACAAGACGUUAGGACAACAUGUGAAACUGCCAAGGAGUGAGUGUAGAGCAGAACCUCUCCUUCCUCUGUCGAGUCUCAGUGCUGCGUGUCCCUGGAGUGUAAAUCACAGACUGUGUGUUGAGACCAUGUGUCUCCGCUUCACCCCGUUGUCUCCGGGUCUUGGACACAUGCGUCCCCAUCCUGCUCUUUUCACCUCGUCUGGAGUCUUCUCCGUUUCUCACACAAAACCAAAUGGCUGAGCUCUUCAGGCGACUGCCGCUCGGCACAGAGAUUUUCACAAACCAGAAAUAAGAAAGCAUUUAUUGCCAUUUUUUAGAUUUGCCUUGAAAGUGAGUGACUCCCCAAGUCGAGUGGUUUAGCCACAAUCAAGCUAACAUGCUAGUGUCCGAGCUGCAGCCAAGUUCCAUUCACACAAUAAGCUUCUUUUACAAAUGUCUUCGUUCAGCGUCAGAGAGAGAAUUCAGUUCCAUCCACUGAUCAUUCACUUUUAAUAUUAAGCUCAGUUCAUCAAUUUGAUUGUUUAUCAAACUGUUUCUGGAUUUGAUGUAAUUUUUAAUGUGAUGCUUAAAUAAGAUAUAAUAAUAUAAUAAUAAUUAGAUAAUUGUGCAAGAUUUAAAAACUCCUCCUCUAUCACAGCCGCUCAUAUAAAAUUGUUAAAGUUAUGUUAUUCUUCUGUGGGUUCAUUCAGUUUUAUUUUGGAGGGGAACUUCCUUUUAGCAGAAUAACAAUGUGUCUCCGUGGGAUUGAAAGAUGCUUCAUGAUUUGAAUCUGUGAUCCUCUGAAGCAGGAGCCGACUCAGACUGUUUGUUGUUUCAUGAGCUGCUCUCAGGUCAGAUCGCGUGUGACAGUAAUUCAUCAGGAUGGUUUUUGAGAUGACGUGGAUUCUGGAUGAAACCUUUUAGCAUUAAGACGUUUCCUCUGGUUGGAGGUAAACUCCACGUACUGGUUUCCAGUCAAAGGAAACCAAACACACACGAGUUAUUUAAAAACCCAGUUUGAUCCUCCGACACACGUCUCCUCCGCUCGGUCGCUAUCACACCACCUUUGUCUUUUUGUUUUCAUAAUGCAAUGCACAUGUUAUGAAAUGUAUAUAGUGUAAAAUAAAAUGGGUUUGUUUUACAUACUGUAUAAUUGCCUAUAUUUUGUUUCAGAAGUGUAACAGAUUUAUGAGAUGACAGGUUAACACAUUAAAAAGAAGGAACUCAA